GUUUUACAGACCGAAACCGAAGAACAGACACCCAAUUAUAGAUAGAAGACGAUAACCAUAUUCAUAACAUCAAUUACCCCGACGUCUCCGUUAGAUCCAUCGUUUAUACCAUCUAUGACGCCCUUAAGGCAGUCUGCGCUGAACUUUGUGCGAGAUUAGUUGUAUUGUAUUGUAUUGUAUUGUCAGAAAAACCUACAAUAUUGAGGUUAAUAUCGACUUACUCUUACAUCUUCCACAAAAGCACCACGACUAUUAUCCCGAGAAUCCCCAAGAACAGGGACAAGAAACUUCCCUACAAGUACUCGAGUAAAGAAGCAGCAUGCCAGAGGCUGAAGAGCCGCCGAUGUCGGUGUCCCCACCGGGGUCACCAUUAGCCGGCGUGGUUGAUAAGCGACCGCAUCUAGGGCAUUCAGGAAUAAUGGGAAGAGUCGGAACUUUCUCACCGAAAUCCGUCAAUGGAGUCCCAACAAAAGAUGACUCACCAAAGAGACCAAAAACAUCAGGUAACAGCGUAAAAAUGAUGUUGCUUCUUUCGUGACUGGACAUUAUCAAGCAGAUGCAGAUCUUUGUAUAACAAACUAUAACUUGAUCUCUCAUGAUGAUCUUUCAGCACUAGUUUGUUAUUCAUCGUGGUUCCAUUCAAUAUCACAGAUCCAUCCAUUAUUUUCGAUUCAGGCUCGGCACACGGCUCAGAAGGCAGCCAGAGAAGAGGGAUGACGGAGAAGAGGUUACAAAAACUCUUGUAUCUGAAACAAAGGGAGGAGAUGAAGGAUGCGCUGAUACACCAGGUGCAGUAUUUCAGCUUUUUUGCUAGAAGUAUUUCUUUGCAUGUAAGUAUUUCUAUCGUCGGCUAUCCGAUUGACAGUUCAUCUUGAUCAAGCAUGUUAUUUACAGUUCGUUGAGGACAAGUGAUUUUUUUACGAUAAAGUGAUCUCUUGUUUUGAGUUUGAUGUCGAAGUCUCCUUACCAGACAUCAAAAUCGUGACCCACAACACGUCGAACACACACGACAGGUGAAAAUGAAGUACUUCGAGACACAUCCAGAGGCGCGAGCCAAAGUCAAGAGAAAGAACAUCGACGGCAUCAUAACAGGAAAGGUGGAGGAGUUCCAAGCUCAAAACGCAAAGCUGAGUAAAGAGAAUCUAGAGAGGCUACUAAAGCGAGUAGACAACGAGACGAAGACAGAAGAUGACAAAAAGAGCCACAUGUCUGAGUACUCCUCUUAUCUUGGUUGCUUGGAACAGUAGCGUACGAUAGGAUAAUAUCACAUCAACAAGUUGAAGAAUUCGACAAGAACAAGAUGUAGAUCAUUGAGGUUGAAAACCGAGGAAAGUUUUUUUCCUAUUCUUCGUGUCUUUCUUGUCAAACAACAUCGUCAUUAUUUGUUUCGCUUUCGUGACACCUUCACACUCACUAAUUACAUUAUUUUCCGUGAUUAUCAAUUCCAGGUACUCAAAUUUGUCGCAACUAUCGCACGCGUCGCAGGCGGAAUCAGUGCGAGCGCAUGUGGAGAGACUGAAUGCCGCGCGAGGUGGCGCAGAAACUAGUUCUCCUCCUGAGGAUAGCUAUGAAGCUGAGGCCACCGGUGAGGGCAUUCCACUGACUAUAGAGGACCUGAUGGGCUUCAACUGGGUCAGGCUAGAAGAAUACAAAGAUAGAAUAGCAAAAGACGAAGACGCGGUGAAGGCUGUCGCAAAGGAGGAGACAAAAGUAUUUUCGUAUUGACUACAAGAAGAAGAACAAAAUGACGAUUAUAUUCUCGUAAAAUUAAAAAUGGAAAUAUUUUCGUUGCUGUACGUAGUUCUAGUUGUAGUUUACUUUAUCGAGCUCUUUUCGUUGCGGUAGCAGCUAGAAGUUGGAAACAAAAUCUCGCCUGACCCUGAUGUUGAACUCCAACAUCACCACAAUUAUUCUACCACGACAACCUCAGCGCAACUACACGAAAUAUUUGGAUACGCAAGUGAAAGUGCGAACAGAACGUAAAGCAGCCGAGAAGGACGAAGACGAGAUGUGGAGAUAUGUCAUCGAGGAAGACAACGAACGCGUUGCGAAGGAAGAUGCGGAGAAACUGAAGAAGCUAGUAGCAAUGGGCGAACGACAAAAGAGAGAGCGAGACGAGGCCGUGGCUUUGAAGCAUGCUCGCAUCGAAGUAGAGCAAGAGCAAGUGAGGCAAGAGGAUGUCAGGCUACUCGCGAAAGUUCAACGAGAAAUCGAGGCAGCAAUCAAGAAGGAAGAAAAAGAGAAAGUCGAGAAGAAAGCAGUUUUCUUGAAGGUCUGACUAUUGCUUAGAUAUACUUUUUCCAGGCCUAGGGCUUUCCAUUCAGACAUUGCUAGUACCCCCUUUUCUCACAUGAAGCAACACAUAUUAUAGUUUUUUCAUCUAAAACAAAAACUAGUAAAUGUUGGCCGCCGUUGAAAUUUCUUUCAGGUAAAAAAUGAUAUAGAUGCAGCGAAAAGGCAUAAAGAAGCAGAGGAGGCCGCAGCAAAAGCGGAAGAAAUGCGACGGGCGCGCGCGUACACGAAAUUACUGCAGCAGCAAGAGGAGGAGAAAAAGCAGUUGCUCGCAGCAAGAAACGCUAGACAAAAGGUUGAUACUUUCAUACAUUGAUAGAUACCGACAUUGCUGUUGUUCUGUACCACUUGGAGUAUGUUCAGCGUGGUAUGUAUGAUCUUGUUCUCUUUCAUUUCUAUGUAUUUCCUAAUUUUGGGAAACCUGGAACUGCGCGUGCGCACCUCGCUCGCCCAGUACCCUCAUUUUUUGACGACAGUCAAGUGGACUUCGUUUUUUCGAUCAAAAGUGGUACCGUCUUAAUUUCUUCAGGAAUUGAUGGAGAAAAUGAAGCAGACAGUGGCAAAAGCGGCCGCUGAUCGUGGCGCGGAGGACGAGCGAAGGGCGAAUGCGCAACGGAAAGAGAAGGAGGACUUGAUGACUGAACUAGAGGCGAACAAGGUUGAAAAACUCAAGAAAAUGCGAGAGGAUACGAGGGAUUACGUCCUGCUGCAGAUGGCCGAAAAGAACGCGAAAAAAAUUAAGCAUCUUGAGGUAUAAUCAACUUCAACACGACAUAAUCUACUUCAUAAAAAGCUGCAGCAGCUGUAGUUUCUGUUUCAACAAUAUACGAAGUUGAUGAGCAAAAUCUUUCCUGCUUCGGGUGAAACGACUACGACACGUGCAACAUCAUCCUUUAGUAGAGGACACUGAUGCUCUUUCAUCUACAACAAUUCUUGAUCCGUUCUAAGUACAUUUUGUUCCCUGAAAAAGUCGUUGGCAUGUUCAACAUAAUAUUUUCUUCUGUCUUUCAUUUUCUUUAGGUAAAAGCUGCCCAGGGUGGUAUUCUGCUUGAGGAUGCAGAGGCAUUUUACGCGGAUAAAGAAGCGGAGAAAGAGAAAAAGGUUCAAAAGGGGCAGGCCUAUGUGAAGGAGUUGCGCAAUCAAAUUCAGCAACGCGCAGCGCGCAAAGUCACGAAUAUGACAAUGGAGGAAGUCAAGCUGAAUAAGUCGCUCAUCGACCAGGUGAUCGACGAUGAGCUGAAGCGCGGCAUUCUCAAACUGUCGUAA
Amoebophrya sp. A25 is the source of this 3558-nucleotide messenger RNA. The record is from the annotation of a GenBank genome assembly. NCBI's taxonomy places the organism in Eukaryota, Dinophyceae, Syndiniales, Amoebophryaceae.